Penicillium brevicompactum is the source of this 1428-nucleotide messenger RNA. RefSeq lists its product as uncharacterized. Bases 1 to 1428 code for a protein of 475 amino acids. The transcript has a single exon. The record is from RefSeq and is a predicted model, not a curated record. NCBI's taxonomy places the organism in Eukaryota, Fungi, Ascomycota, Eurotiomycetes, Eurotiales, Aspergillaceae.
AUGAACGCCACCUCAGAGCAAAUACUCGACAUCGAUGACGCUCUUGUCUCCGACGAAAAUUCUGCCCGUGAUGACGACGUUCUUGAUUAUGAGCGUUGUGCUAGAUUACACAAUUACCUGGCCGCAUAUGGCUGGAUGGCUCGCCACAAAAGAGACACACCCAAUCUCGAUGCGCUAGCUAGAGAGAGGUGGUUCUUCAGACAACCAGCUGAAGAUAUACACGCUAUACGUGAGCGGUUGGAUGCGCCCCUGAACUCUUUCCUUGAUUUAAUCUUUGAUCCUGAGCCGACAUUCUUUUAUUGGGUUAACGGUCUUGAGAUGAGACUUUGCGAUGAAUCAUUCCCAUGUGAGGACAACGAUCUUGAGGACGAAGGAAAAGAGCGGUUUGUGGUGAUCUACGGUACCGUUCUGGAGUUAGGCUCGCAUUGUCUCGGCGUCCUUUACGACCAGCAACUCAAUCGAGCCUCAUUUCCGAUGACUUUGGAGAAUUCGGAAAGUGUGGAGCCUGUCGACGAACAUCAGGAUAUGUGGUUCCCCCUGGAGACUAUUCUCACGCACUGGAUUUACAUGAUUCGUCUGGGUAAAGUCGUUCCUGGCCUGCCUGAGUGCAAUUUGACGUCAAGGUCGCAAAUCGGUCUUUGGUCCUGGCUUCCCUAUUGCAAUGCCCAGGUUGACAGCACCAUAGCUGCUAUGGAGCGCUACUCAGCUACAGUCGAAUAUCGGAUGCCUCAUGAUUCACUUUUACCUAUAUCUGCUCCGCUCUUUACCGGCUCAGAGCUCGAUGCGGCUUCCGUGCCGAAGGAUUGCUUUAUUCGCAAAUUCUUGACCAGAGUCAAAGCCCCGCGCUUCAAAUUCAUCGCCCCUGGCCUACGGGUCCCACACGAUAAAGAGGAGUUUGCGCGAUUACAGAAAUUUACCACACUAUCCAAUGAGGAUGACUGUGUUCCAGCAGUUCUACUAUUUCCAACUCCAGGCCGGACAGUGGAUCUCAACUUGGAAAUGAAAUAUUUGUUCUCCCAAGCAAGUGAAAAUGCAGAUCUGAGCGAAGGUGAUUCUAUCCCUACAGGACUCUACAGUGAACCUCUAACUCGGAACUACCAUGAUACGGAGGAGGCAGGCUUCCGCCUCCUUCUUCCGUUUUCACUGCGGCCUGAUUUACGAGACACAGAAGGGGCCAGGAUGAGCGAUGGGAGAUUAGUGACAUCGGGCUCAUUCACGGAACUCUUCCAACAUGGCUGGUUUCAUCCGUUUGGGGGCGAACGUCGGGCGCAGCGGCUGGAGAGGCUGUUUGAACGAUGGACAGAGCUGAUUGAAAGUGGUGUGUGGACAGUAGGUGAAUGUGGUGUGGAGGGAGGGGUUGAUAAAUUCAGAGAUGCGGACAAUGGCAAUGGUGCCUGGAGAAAUUAUUGGAUCCCCCCAGAUUGGUGA